Triplophysa dalaica is the source of this 2387-nucleotide messenger RNA. RefSeq names its product heparan sulfate glucosamine 3-O-sulfotransferase 3A1. Lineage: Eukaryota; Metazoa; Chordata; Actinopteri; Cypriniformes; Nemacheilidae. The coding region runs from base 358 to 1542 and encodes 394 amino acids. The transcript is spliced from 2 exons. Gene Ontology annotation, molecular function: [heparan sulfate]-glucosamine 3-sulfotransferase activity. The record is from RefSeq and is a predicted model, not a curated record.
CAGAAAUCAUUUCCGAGCAAAAUGGAUUGAACAGUGUUAUUGGCAUUUUUAGAGAUUUUGUUUUUUUAGCCUACGUUGGAUUUUACUGAAAGGGCUCGUAGAAAAAACCUUCUCAAAUAUUUACAUUUAGAUUAAAAUAAAAACAUCCCGAGGAAAUGUAAUAUUGUCAGUUGAUAUACUUUUUUAAUUUCAGUGCAAAACAGAGUACCACAAGUGUGAAGGUUCAUUUUAGAGAGCUGCGCGUGCGAAAUAAAUCCACCUUUGAGCUCCAAAAUCGACCUUAUUUUUUGAUGGCAAGACCGAAUAAUGCCUCUUUAGCAUGGCUGUCUUUUCAACUCAUGCCACCCGUGAACCGACAUGGCAUUUAGCCGCGUCUUUUCGGAGCCUCCGUCCAAGAGCAUCUUUAAGACGUUCGCGGUCAUGUUUCUGUCAAUACUCGCAUCUUUAUACUUCAUUCACUAUCUCGCGGACCGAUGCGGGACCUGUAUACCCACCGAGAAGAGACAGACAGGUCCGGUCGAGGGAUCAUACGCCCCCGAAAUAAAAGAUUUUGGCUCGUUGAGGAGAAAGAGUCUUCGUCAGAAAUGGACAAGCACGAGACCUCUGGUGAUGGGACGCGAUAACUUGAUCAGCCGGCGCGAGGAUGUCGACGAGGAGUUACCUGAACUUGAGGGAUAUAAACGGACGGUGCUAAACUCCUUGGAUGCAGAUUUGGAGGCAGGUGGCUCGUAUUUUACCGGUCAAUUAAGUUCGUUGGGCGAAGGCAGUAAGAAGCUUCCUCAGGCGAUCAUCAUCGGCGUGAAGAAGGGCGGGACGCGCGCGCUGCUGGAGUUUCUGCGUGUGCAUCCAGAUAUCCGAGCGGUCGGAGCGGAACCGCACUUCUUCGACCGUAACUAUGACAACGGACUGGACUGGUACAGAGACUUGAUGCCCAAGACCCUAGAGGGCCAGAUCACCAUGGAGAAAACCCCAAGCUACUUUGUGACACGUGAGGCUCCUGCCCGGAUCUACGCCUUGUCCCGUGACACCAAGCUGAUCGUGGUGGUCCGGGACCCUGUCACACGAGCCAUCUCCGACUACACACAGACAUUGUCCAAGAAGCCUGACAUUCCCACCUUUGAGAGCCUGACGUUCAAAAACAGGACUACAGGGUUGAUCGACACCUCGUGGAGCGCCAUUCAGAUCGGCAUCUACGCCAAGCACCUGGACAACUGGCUGCAGUAUUUCCCAAUGGGACAGAUUUUGUUUGUCAGCGGAGAGCGUCUGAUCACCGACCCGGCCGGAGAGUUGGGCCGCGUGCAGGACUUCCUGGGCCUGAAAAGAAUCAUCACAGACAAACACUUUUACUUCAAUCAGACAAAGGGCUUCCCUUGUCUUAAGAAGGCCGAGGGCAGCAGCAAACCCCAUUGCCUGGGCAAAACCAAAGGGCGGACCCACCCAAACAUUGACCCUGAGGUGGUGCAGAGACUUAGAGACUUCUACAGACCUUUUAACAUGAAAUUCUAUCAGAUGACUGGCAGGACGUUUGGAUGGGAUGAUUGACAAGUCAUUACAAUUACAUUUACAUUUAGGCAUUUGGCAGAUGCUUUUAUCCAAGACGACUUACAUUGCUUUAUCCUAUAAAUUUACAUAGGUUUUUGCAAUCCCCUGGGAUCGAACCCACAACCUUGUGUUGUUAACGCAAUGCUCUUACCACUGAGCUACAGGAAAGUCAUGAUGAACAAUAGUAAGCCACUGACUGUUUGAAAGACUUAGAAUUAAAAGCAGUCUUAUCUUUGCACCUACAAGGGAGAUACAACCUCAAUGUGACCUCACCAGCUACACGAACAUAUACCAUCUCACCAUAACACUUACAGUCUUUGCAAAAACCCCAAAGUGGUUUUAUGUGGCUAUUGUGAAACUUUUAGAUCAAUGUACUGUAGAGAAAAUGCUAAAGAGAUUUGAAGUGUUUUUCUCCUGGAACUAUGCAUCAUCUCUCAUAGGGACUGGGAACCAUCCACUGCUGGCUGUCUGAGAUUGGAGAGCAAACCUUCUGCCAUACUUAAUGUAGCUGCUUACAUACUUUUGCAAUCAUUCUAUAAAGGUAAAUACAUGUAUUUUGUAAAGUUAUUUAUUUAUAAACAUGUGAACAUAUACAGUUGACCUAUUUUGAAUAAUCUUACCUAGUCUCUCUCUUCACUUUCGUGUGUGAAAGAAGGGGCCAUUUCUUAUAAAGCAAUGCCUUUUGUAAAACAUUCAUGUGGUCUACAUUUAAAAUGUAAAUGCACCUGGUUGUUUUUUUUAUUUUACAAUUCAUUUUUUUCUAUUAUAAAUAUUUUGGUUGGAAAAGAUGGCAAAGUCAUUUGUAGAGUAUCUCAAAAGUCAAUAAAUCAAGGAAUAUGGCCUGC